Adineta steineri is the source of this 2355-nucleotide messenger RNA. Lineage: Eukaryota; Metazoa; Rotifera; Eurotatoria; Adinetida; Adinetidae. The record is from the annotation of a GenBank genome assembly.
AUGUUUUACUUACUGAUCAUACUGAUUUGUUCUAAUCACCAACUGCUGUUACAUACAACAUCAGCAUCAUCAUUAUUAUUUACACUUGAUAAUGUACGAUAUUCAUUAUCGGAUCGUGUAUUAACGAUACCUAAAUUAGGUGCUCUUCGUGGUAUUCAUAUUGAUUAUGAAAAUGAAUAUUAUAAAAAAUAUAAUCUUAUUAAUAUUGAAGCAUUUCUCGGUAUACAAUAUGGAUUAUAUCAUGGACGAUUUGAACCAUCGAAAGAACGUUUUGAACUACAUCCAACUACAAAAGUUAAUAAACAAAUUCAUUAUGGGCCAGCUUGUGCACAACAGAUUUGGACAAAUGAAAGUGAAUUAAUACGAAUACGAACAGAAAAAUUUGCUAAAGAUUAUUAUCCAAAAUUAUUAAAAUAUAUUCAAAAACAGAAUGAAGAACAAUGCCUUUAUAUGAAUAUUUAUCAGCCACAAAUCAAGAAUUUAAAAGAACCACUUCCAGUGCUUCUCUUUAUACAUGGUGAUGGCUAUGACAUGGGUACGGGUGCCGCUUUUGAUGGAGCUAUAUUUGCUAGUUAUUCGAAAGCAAUUGUUGUGACAAUUAACUAUCGACUUGGUCCUUUUGGUUUUCUUUAUCUAUCACGUGAGAAUAAAGGUGAUUAUGCAUUACAAGACAUAUAUACAGCAUUACAUUGGUUGAAAAAUUAUGUGACAAAUUUCAAUGGUGAUCCUGAUCGAAUUACAUUAUAUGGAACAGGAUCAGGAGCUGUAUUAGCAAGUCUUGUUGUUAUGCUUGAAACUGUGAAUGGUGGUACAGGAACAAUAAAACGACGUAAAUCUUUAGUUCAUCGUUUGAUAUUAAAUGAUCAGACAUUUCUUUCUCCACAUAUGACAUCGAUAAUAAAUGAAAUUUCAUCGUAUCAAAAUGAUAUUUUAUCUCAUUUAUCAUGUUCAACUUUUACGUGUUUACGUAAUCAAACGUUAAUAAAAACAAAUGAUUUAUUAGAAUUAAAUACAUAUUCAAAAGAUUCUGGAUAUAUAAAUUAUUUAAAUCCAUUAGAAAAUCCUUUUCCAUUUUUUAAUUCUCCUAUUGAUCAAAAAAAUCCACUACGUAUGAAAUUUUAUCAUCAAUCAAAUGCACUUCUACCUGAAAAUCUUCAUAUAUUAUUAACAAUAUCAUCAACAAUUAAUCAUUCAUCAUUAAAAGAAACAAAUUCGAAUAAUGUUCUUAUAGAAAAUUUAAUUAAUUAUGCAUAUACAAAAUGGAAUAAAAAAUUGAAUGAAUAUCAUUUUGAUAAAUAUCUAUUUAAUUAUCAUCAACAAAUUCUUGCACCAUUACUUAAAUAUGCGAAAUAUAUAUCAAAUAAUGAAAAUGUUCAUAUAUUAGAACGAUAUACAAAUAAAUAUCAAUCAGAAUUACCAUUCACAUUCGGAUAUGUUCUAGCACCAUCGAUGAGUGUUUUUAAUGAUACAUAUUUAAAUGCGAGUGAAAAUGAAAAAAUUGAAAGUAUGAAAAUUAUGGAUUUAUUCGCUAAUUUAGUACAUAAUGGAAAUAUUAAUAUGAAAUCACCAUAUUGUAAAGAUAAUCAUUGUGGAUCAGGUGAUGAAUGGAGAUCGGUCUUUCCAGAAUUUAAUUUUAUUCAGCUCAAAGAUGGUAAUUUAAGUCAAGUUACUGGUCAACAUGCUCAAGUUCAUUAUCUUUUUAAUAAUCUUAUAUCAAAUCUCAGUGAACAUUCAAUCGAUAAUGAUUUAUUAAAUACUUGGAAAACUCUAUAUGAAGUAUCACAUCGAUCAAAUUUAUCUACAUAUCAAUCAACAAAUGUUCCUUCAUCAUAUUUAACAAAACGAUAUUCCCCAUCGUUUUAUCCUCAUUUAACAAAUCAAAAAUUUAUAUUCGUUGUUUCAUUAAGUGUUUUAAUGUUAUUAAUGAUUAAUUUUUGUCUAUGCCUUAUUUUAUCACGACGCGGACAUGGUUGCAGAAAACGCGAAUAUAAUUGUCUUAAUAAUCAUAAACAAUUGAAUCUUCUUAAUCAUUCAGAAAAACAACAACAUCAAGCAACACAACAACAACAACAAAAUGGUGGUUCAUCACCAUCAAGUACAAAUAGUAAUGGUACAAUAACCAUUGAUUCAACUCAACAAUUAAUAGUGAAUACAAGUUCACAUGAACAAGAUCAUCGUUCAUCACCAUCAUCAUCAUUAUUAUGUACGACAACGAAUAGUAGUUUUCAUAGUACAUCACCUGUUGAUAUAAUACAUCCAAUAAAUAUAACGAAAAAAAAUGGAAUAUUAAAAUGUUCAUCAUUAAAAAAGACUAAUGUACUAACACCAUCAUCUUUACCUGAAGCUAUUGUAUAA